AUGGUGAUGAAAGAUAACGAGAGCUGUAGUAGCAGAGUGGUGGAAUCGAUGGAUACCAAGAACCGCCAGCACCGGAAGAAGGUGGAGGUGUACAAUGAGGUUCUGCGCCGCCUCAAGGAGUCGAACCACCCCGAGGCGCAAGAGCCGGACUUCGACGAUCAACUAUGGGCUCACUUUAAUCGCCUCCCCGCCAGGUAUGCGAUGGAUGUGAAUGUGGAAAGGGCGGAAGAUGUUAUCACGCAUAAGCGAUUGCUGCAUCUGGCACGUGAUCCUGCAAAUAGGCCCGCAUUUGAAGUCCGGCUUGUGCAGGUUGUACCUUCAUCGGAUGGAAAUUCAGCAGAUUCGGUCCAUUCACGCUCACCAAGAAAGGGAAGUAUCCAUCCACCACCAGCCUUUGGUUCUUCUCCCAAUCUUGAAGCACUUGCUCUUGAAGCAAGUAAAUCAGAAAUUCAAGAUGGGGGGGAUAUUGCUGUAUAUGCUGGCUCCAAGUUUCCAAGGCCCAUGCAUGAAAUUACUUUCUCGACAGAUGACAAGCCAAAGCUUCUGAGUCAGUUGACUUCUUUACUCGCUGAAGUUGGGUUGAAUAUCCAGGAAGCACAUGCCUUUUCCACUGUUGAUGGCUAUUCUCUAGAUGUCUUUGUUGUUGAUGGUUGGCCAUAUGAGGAGGUUGAGCAACUCCGGGCUGCAGUGGAUAAAGAAGUUUUGAAGCUUGAGAAAUGCUCUUGGCCGCAUCAACAUACUUUGUCUCCACUCCGUGAUCAUGAGAAAGUAGAAAUCAAAUGUGAACCCGAUCAUUUGAGAAUACCCAAUGAUGGUACUGAUGUCUGGGAAAUUGAUCCUAAACUUCUGAAAUUUGAGCACAAAGUUGCAUCGGGGUCAUAUGGCGAUUUAUACAAAGGUACAUAUUGCAGCCAGGAAGUAGCAAUCAAAAUUCUCAAGGCCGAGCGUUUGAAUACAGAACUACAGAAGGAGUUUGCCCAAGAAGUAUAUAUAAUGAGAAAAGUUCGACACAAAAAUGUUGUCCAGUUCAUAGGGGCGUGCACCAAACCCCCAAACUUGUGCAUAGUGACAGAAUUUAUGUCUGGAGGAAGUGUUUACGACUAUUUACACAAGCAAAAGGGUACCUUUAGACUUCCAUCUUUACUCAAAGUAGCAAUUGACGUGUCAAAGGGAAUGAACUAUUUGCAUCAGAAUAAUAUAAUUCACAGGGACUUGAAGGCUGCCAAUCUUUUGAUGGAUGAAAAUGAAGUUGUUAAAGUGGCAGAUUUUGGGGUGGCGAGAGUGAAAGCACAAACUGGUGUGAUGACGGCUGAAACUGGGACAUAUCGGUGGAUGGCUCCUGAGGUUAUAGAACAUAAACCCUAUGAUCACAAGGCGGACGUUUUCAGUUUCGGGGUGGUUUUGUGGGAAUUGCUGACUGGAAAGCUUCCACACGAGUACUUAACUCCUUUACAAGCAGCAGUUGGAGUAGUGCAAAAGGGUCUGCGCCCAACUAUUCCAAAACAUACUCAUCCAAAGUUUGCUGAGCUGCUUGAGAGAUGCUGGCAGCAAGAUCCAACUCUGAGACCUGACUUUUCCGAGAUAACAGAACUCUUGCUACAAAUUACCAAAGAGGUUGGAGAUGAUGGGGAGGAUCGACGCAAGGAGAAAUCUGGAGGAUUUUUUUCUGCCUUCAGACUUGGACAUCACUAA
This is a messenger RNA of Fraxinus pennsylvanica, 1692 nucleotides long. NCBI's taxonomy places the organism in Eukaryota, Viridiplantae, Streptophyta, Magnoliopsida, Lamiales, Oleaceae. The record is from the annotation of a GenBank genome assembly.